Macrosiphum euphorbiae (potato aphid) is the source of this 285-nucleotide messenger RNA. The record is from the annotation of a GenBank genome assembly. Lineage: Eukaryota; Metazoa; Arthropoda; Insecta; Hemiptera; Aphididae.
AUGUUGUUCUACUCAUUUUUUAAAUCACUCGUUGGGAAGGAUGUCGUUGUUGAAUUAAAAAAUGAUCUGAGUAUUUGUGGUACAUUACAUUCUGUGGAUCAAUAUUUGAAUAUCAAACUCGUUGACAUAAGUGUAACUGAUCCUGAAAAAUACCCACAUAUGGCUUCUGUAAGGAACUGUUUCAUCAGAGGUUCAGUGGUUCGCUAUGUACAACUACCAGCAGAUGAAGUUGAUACACAGUUGUUACAAGAUGCUGCACGUAAAGAAGCAACAGUCACACGCUAA